This is a messenger RNA of Trichoderma asperellum CBS 433.97, 783 nucleotides long. RefSeq lists its product as uncharacterized. The record is from RefSeq and is a predicted model, not a curated record. NCBI's taxonomy places the organism in Eukaryota, Fungi, Ascomycota, Sordariomycetes, Hypocreales, Hypocreaceae.
AUGGUCUUCCCUUUAUUCACUAUGCCUUGCCUCCACAACCACCACCACCAUCCACCCCCUAUUCUUCACUCUCGAGACUCCUAUGACGCACAAAUAUCCUCCUCAGCAGCAGUUGGCCUCACCGUUGGAAUUACCCUUAUUGUGGUCAUCAUCGCAGCCAUCACUUACCUUUGGUGCUGGCGCCAAAGUCAUCGCCACCGGCGGUCUCGACGACGACGCUCUGAAUCGCGCCAUCGCCGGGAGAAUCAACAAGAGCAAGCGAAUGCCGCUGCACGUGGCAACGACGAGAGGGUAGCUGAAGUAGAGCAAGUGCCUCAAGGACAGGAUGCUGAUGCCCAGAAUGAAGAGGGACCUCCACCACCUACUAUACCCCUGACGGUUCAUCACCACCAGCAUGAGGAUAAGCAUUUCCACGGCGACCACUACCAUGGUCAUGACGAUGGCAGAAAUUUUCCUGGUAAUACUGAUUCUGAUCAUCACCACUCUCGUUACCUUCAUCGCCAUCGCCGUUUCAACCGCGCCCAGCGUGUCUUUCGCCCGCAAGAUCCCAUUGCUGAGGUUGAGGAGCCAAUCCAGCCGCAGAUUCGAAUAGCCACACGGGCAGACUUGGAGGCUAUUCUCAAUGGACUAGAUAUACAUCAGGCAAAUGGUCGGGCUAAUGUGGCAGCGACUGUACAGAAAAAUGGUCGGCGUGAGGAAGACCAGAGAGAGAAGCGGCGGAAACGACACCAUCGCCACCACCAUCACUGCCAUCAUCGGCAUAGGCGAGUGGUACUUCACUGA